Salvia hispanica is the source of this 1137-nucleotide messenger RNA. RefSeq names its product pre-mRNA cleavage factor Im 25 kDa subunit 2-like. NCBI's taxonomy places the organism in Eukaryota, Viridiplantae, Streptophyta, Magnoliopsida, Lamiales, Lamiaceae. Gene Ontology annotation, molecular function: mRNA binding. Gene Ontology annotation, biological process: mRNA 3'-end processing. The record is from RefSeq and is a predicted model, not a curated record. Gene Ontology annotation, cellular component: mRNA cleavage factor complex.
UUCUCAAUAAGCUUUAUUACGCCCUCAAAUUUUGCGCAUUCCCUCUGCAAAUUCUGCUCAUAGUAGAAGAAAUCCAUUGCCGCAAACCCGCAAACAAAAUAAUCAAGUGAUCGGAGAAAGUGGGGGGAAUGGUGACUUCGCCGGUGGUAAAUACGUAUCCUCUUUCCAGCUACACUUUCGGCACCAAAGAGCCCAAGAUGGAGAAAGACACCUCCGUCGCCGAUCGCCUUGCUCGUAUGAAAGUCAACUACAUGAAGGAAGGUAUGAGGACUAGCGUCGAGGGUAUUUUGUUGGUCCAAGAGCAUAAUCAUCCCCAUAUUCUUCUUUUGCAAAUCGGAAAUACAUUUUGUAAGCUUCCAGGUGGUAGAUUGAAGCCAGGAGAGAAUGAAAUUGACGGUUUGAAGCGGAAGCUCUCUAGCAAACUUGCUGCUAAUUCACCUUCUCUACAGCCGGAUUGGCAGGUUGGUGAGUGCGUGGCGAUUUGGUGGAGACCGAACUUUGAAACAAUCAUGUAUCCUUACUGCCCUCCGCAUAUAACGAAGCCUAAGGAGUGCAAGAAGCUCUUCCUUGUUCAUUUGUCUGAACGAGAGUAUUUUGCUGUGCCGAAGAAUUUGAAACUUCUGGCCGUUCCGUUGUUUGAACUAUAUGACAAUGUUCAGAGAUAUGGACCCGUUAUAUCCACCAUCCCGCAGCAGCUAUCCCGGUUUCAGUUCAACAUGAUUCAUCCGUAGAGCACGGGGCUUCUAAAGCUCCACAACUCAACAGAUAAAGUGAUCAAUGAGCAUGAAUUGGUUAGCCGUACUAUUUCAUAUCUAGAUACAUUCCCACAAAAUUCAGAACGUUCAACUUGCUUUCUAUGUUGACCCUUUUAGACACUCCCGAUCUUCCUCUCAGUCGGGCACUUGACUUAGCCGUACUUCUAUUUGCAAAUUUAUCUUGUUGCUUAUUUUAUGAAGUCCUUUCCCUGUUUUGUUUUUUUUUUCAAUUUCCAUGUAUUAUUACUUAUUUCUCAUGUUGUCAUGUGUAAUUCUGUGGCUAACCUAGUAGGCAAAUUAGAAAUUGUAACUUGUAAGUUUUGAGGGUUGUAUAUGACAUUGAGCCAUCAGAUUUUGUAACGUAACCUACCUCAUUUUUUAA